Funneliformis geosporum is the source of this 1332-nucleotide messenger RNA. Lineage: Eukaryota; Fungi; Glomeromycota; Glomeromycetes; Glomerales; Glomeraceae. The record is from the annotation of a GenBank genome assembly.
AUGAUUUCUUCCACCAUUGGAUUUCUUAAAAGACAUAAGAAAAAAAUAUUUAUUACAUUAGGUAUUACAGGUGGUACAUACUUUCUUGGAAAGUUCGCAACAUGGAAAUUUUUUGAAAUGCAAGAAAAGGCUGCUUCAGAACGAACCGCUCAAGAAAACAUGAAGAAGCGAUUUCAAAAAAGGCAAAAUGACUGUAGUUUUGCGGUAUUAUCUCAGAUUCCAACAAUAACACAACAAUUAAUGGACGAAUUAGAUGUUGAAACAAUUUGCGCAAGUUUACAAAGAGAAAAAUAUAGUAAUGUGACCACAACUUCUCCAAGCGAAUCAAUUGUUUUAGUUAAUAAAAAUGAUAAUGGAGAAACUACUUCAUCAUCAGCUGUUUUGGUUGAUCGACCUAAUGAUAGUGAGAUCGCAAAAGUUACGGAAACUAUCACAGAUAUUCAAGGAGAAAAUAUUAGUGGAAAUAAUUCAAGUAAUAUAAGUCAGGGAGGUGAAACGAAUUCUCCUCUUCGUAGUCCUGUUAAUCCUUCUUCUGAGGAAGCUACUAAGAUGUCAAAACAGCAUAAACUUGAAUUAUGGACCGAAGUCAAAUUCAAAAGUUUCACAAGAACUAUUGCAGCCGUGUACCUUGAAACACUUCUUACAUUAACCACCUUCAUUCAAUUAAAUCUUUUGGGAAAAUAUAAUUAUCUUUAUUCGGUUUACUCUAUUACGGAACGUGAUAGAGAACAAUCCAUUACAAUUCAACCUGUUGAUGGAUCCAUUUUAAAUCAUGUUACAGAAAAAAAAUAUUUAACAUUUAUUGGUUGGUUCUUGAAUGAGGGAUAUAGAAAGAUCGUUGACAAAGUUUUUGCGGCAGUUGAAUCUUCCUUGUCAAGUAUGUCAUUCAAAUAUGAACUUUCAUAUCAAGAUUUUGUAUGGCUUAUAUCUGAAAUUAGAUCAAAGGUUGAAGGAGACGAUAAAAGCGAUCCUGCUAAUAGAUUCUUUAAUAUUAUGAUGCCUGAAGAUCUUUCGGAUGAAGUAUAUGUUUUGAGUGAAUAUGGAUGUAAUAUGUUUGAUGACACUAUAGAUCCCAAAUUAAGAAGGUUAUUGGAUGAAACAAAGGACUUUAUACAUAGUCGGGACUUUAACACGGUUCUUUUAGAAUGCCUUAAUUCGGCUUUUAAUUUAUUAAAUCAUGAUAUGUCGCCUCAUUUUUAUCACGACACAUUGCAAAAAGUUGAAAAGAGUAUAACACUUGUAAAGUUAUUACCAAAUAUUACAAAAGAAGCUCACGUCAUUCUUAAUGGUGUGCCAAACCGAUUUCUUGAGGUUUGUCAAUUAUUGAGAUAA